Mycosarcoma maydis (corn smut) is the source of this 1095-nucleotide messenger RNA. RefSeq lists its product as uncharacterized. Gene Ontology annotation, molecular function: hydrolase activity, acting on ester bonds. The record is from RefSeq and is a predicted model, not a curated record. Bases 1 to 1095 code for a protein of 364 amino acids. The transcript has a single exon. NCBI's taxonomy places the organism in Eukaryota, Fungi, Basidiomycota, Ustilaginomycetes, Ustilaginales.
AUGUGUACAGGAGAGUCGCACACCGAGACAUGCAAGGCGGUGACGCCCAAACAACCAUCGCCGAAUCUUGCGGGCUUGUUUGUGGACUCACAUUGCCACCCUACGGACGAUCCGGUAGCGUACACUGCGUUGAAUUUAGACGAUCUUAGCGAUCGCAUUAGCAAUUCAACCGUUGGACGACUAGUAUGCAUGUCAACAAAUGCGAGAGACCAGAACAUGGUCGCAGAGCUAGCCUCACGGCAUCCGGACAAAGUGACGCCCUGCUUUGGGUGGCAUCCCUGGUUUGCCCAUCAGAUCUCGCUCUCCGACCCGGCGCCAAGCAAAGAGAAACACUACCACGAACUUUUUGGCAUUCUUGACACUUGGUCAGUCGAGCAUCAUCCGGCCAAAGAAGAGCUCGACUCGAUAUGGGAUCAGUUGUCGGAGCCAAUAUCGCUUAGCAGCGUCUGCCAAGGAAUUCGCGGACAAUUUGACCGGUUUCCCAACGCACUGUUGGGCGAAGUCGGAAUAGACCGAGCGUUCAGAAUACCUCGGCGAGCAUGGAACUAUGAUCCACAAAGAGCAGAGCUCAAAACAGCCGUCCCGAAGUUGACCAGGCUCAAGACACCACAGGCGCAUCAGUUGUCGGUCUUGCGAGCACAGAUCGACGUUGCCCUGGCCUACCGACGCAACAUCUCGCUUCACUCUGUUCAAGCAGCAGGUCUCACAGUAGACCUUCUGGCAUCUCUGCGAAAUGAAAACAUAUCCGCCUUCGGCGCCGUGCGGGUUUCACUCCAUUCUUGUACGCUCGACAACAAUGUGGUGCGAUCCGUCACGAAGAAGCAUGCCAACGUCUACGUUGGCUUUUCUUCGACCAUCAACCGCAAGCAGAUCGAAGCACGCGAAUGCUUGGCGAGCGUCGAUCGUAGUCGUGCCUUGAUGGAAAGCGACUAUCACACGGUGAGUGCGAUUCCAGGCUACCUGCUCGAGGCCGUCGAUUACUUUGCUCAACUGCAUGAUCUGAGCACGGAAGCGGCUGCACAGCAGCUGCGCGCUAAUUGGGACACCUUCUAUUCAGGCAGCCCACUGGCGGAAGAGUCGGACGACUCAGACUAA